Manis javanica (Malayan pangolin) is the source of this 4994-nucleotide messenger RNA. It is a transcript of the gene LRRC19, whose product is annotated as leucine rich repeat containing 19. Gene Ontology annotation, cellular component: plasma membrane. The record is from RefSeq and is a predicted model, not a curated record. Gene Ontology annotation, biological process: interleukin-8 production; positive regulation of non-canonical NF-kappaB signal transduction. Lineage: Eukaryota; Metazoa; Chordata; Mammalia; Pholidota; Manidae. Gene Ontology annotation, molecular function: signaling receptor activity; protein binding.
AGUUCACUGGGUACAAAGGUUAAAACAAAGUGAAAUACAAUCAUAUGACAUACUUUUUUUUAAUGGUGUAGAAGAAACAGAAUCGAUUCCUUUAGCAUACGAGUCUCAGAAACAAAAGAAAGAAGUUAAGGCCUGCGAUAUGAAAACCACAAGCAUCAUGAUCUUGUUUUGGCCCUUCUCUAUGCUAUUAUUAUCAGAAGAAAGCGAGACUUCUAAAAUAGAAAUUAAAUGUAAUUUCACUGAAAUGAACUAUUAUUUGAUUCCAGUGGAUAUCAAUAAAGAUGUUACUAUACUUGAUCUCAGUUACAACCAAAUUACUCUGAAUGUUACAGACACAAGGGCUCUACAGACAUAUUUUUUACUCACUGAGCUCUAUUUGAUUGAGAACAAUAUUGUUAUCUUACAUAAUAAUAGUUUUGGUAACCUCUCCAAUCUAGAAAUUUUAAAUAUCUGUAGAAACUCCAUCAGUGUAAUUCAACCACAGGCAUUUAUAGGAUUAAGUGAACUAAAACAGUUAUAUCUCUGCCAAAACAAAAUAUUACAACUGAAUCCUGAUAUAUUCGUGCCUUUAAAAAACCUGAUACUUCUGAAUCUGCAAGGUAAUUUGAUAAGCUAUUUUGAUGUACCACAACUGUUUCAUCUGGAAUUAAUAAUUUUAUAUGGAAAUCCAUGGAACUGCUCUUGUAGUCUGCUGAAUUUGAAGAACUGGUUGAAUACAUCAAACGUGACACUAGAAAAUGAGAAUAUCACCAUGUGUAGCUACCCAAAUAUCUUGAAGUUCUACAGUAUCAAAACAGUACCUUAUAAGGCUGAAUGCUACUCAAAAUUUCCUUCACUUAUAACUGAAGAUCUUUAUACACAUUUUCAGUCCAUUAGCAACUCAACACUUAACAGCUCUUUGAACAACUUAACAAGAAAUUCAGAACAUGAACCUCUUGGAAAAAGCUGGGCUUUUCUUGUUGGUGUUGUAGUCACUCUACUGAUGACUUCACUCCUCAUUUUUAUUGCUGUCAAAUGCCCAAUAUGGUAUAAUUUUCUGCUUAGUUACAAUCAUCACCGCCUGGAAGAGCAUGAAGCAGAAACCUAUGAAGAUGGUUUUACUGGAAAUCCAAGUUCUCUUUCACAGAUACCAGAUACAAACUCUGAAGAAGCUACGGUGAUAUUUGAACAACUACAUUCAUUUGUGGUAGAUGACGAUGGAUUUAUUGAAGACAAAUAUAUAGAUACUCAUGAAUUACGGGAAGAAAAUUUCCUUCCACUUUGAUUCUUUAAAAUUGUUAUCAGUUCACUCACAGUUUAGACAUGGAAAUUUUGUUAUGUGACAUACCAACUAUACUAAACUCUAGCUAGUAAACUUCCAUAUUAAUUGUAACACAUAUUAAUGUCAAAAAUUAUGUUUUUCUCAUUGCUAUUGAGCAAGUAGGUACAAAUACAGUAGCUAAUACUCCUUGGUAGCUAAUAUUUAUAAUACCAUCUUUAUCACUCUCAGCAGUAUUUAGAAGACUAUACAUAAUAGAAGGAAAAGGCCUAAAUUUUUCAUUAAUUAAAAUGAUGUAAUGUGUCAUUUAUAUGAUGGAUUUAUUUCAUGUUAAUCAGAUGGCCAACACAUCAAUAACACAAGGAUAUACUUUGACACUACACAAUCAAAGGGAAAAGGACAUGCUAUACCUUGAGAAAGCAGUUUUCACUGUCUUCUCUUUAGUACCAGUAUUUAGUGUGAUAUGACCAUCUGGUUUAUUAUGGACCAACUAUUCAUAUUCAGUUGGUUAUAGUAUAUAGCUUCCAUGUAUUACUUCAACACUUAAAACUUGGCUUUAAUUCAAUUGCACAUGCCUGCUUGAACUAAUGAUUCUCUUCCAGUUCUGACGUCUAUAAUUUUCUAAAAAUUUGGUAUUAGCCAAAAUCAAUUAUCUUUUGAAAAUAUAUGUAAUUAUAAUUUUAAACCCAUUUAUUUUACUUGUUUAGUGAGAUAUUUUUAAGCAUUCAAUAUUCAAUUAUAAGAGGCUCUUGAAUAUAAGAGGUUAGAUGCAGUCUUUGUUCAUUCAUAAUUACAUUUCACUUUACUACAGCAAAUUUAGUGAAAUUAUAGACAUCAGAAUUGGAAGAGAAUCAUUAGCUCAAGCAGGCAUGUGCAACUGAAUUAAAGCUAAGUUCUAAAUAUUGUAGUAAUACAUCGAAGCUAUAUACUAUAACCAAAUUACUAUGAAUAGGUGUUCCAUAAUAAACCAGAUGGUCAUAUUAUACUAAAUAGUGGUACUAAAGAAAAGACAGUGAAAACUUAAGUUUUUUAUAUCUGCCUUCUCAAGGUAUAGCAUGUCCUUUUCCCUUUGACUGUGUAGUCAAGGUAGAUACAUGUGUUACUGAGAUGUUGGCCAUAUGAUUAACAUAUAAAAUAAAUCCAUCCUCCUGCUGCAUAUAGAAGUAAUCUUCAUAAAAAUAACUUUGUUCUUAAAUUUCUGCUUAAAUGGGUCAGAACCAAUUUACUCAGCCUCUAUUAGAAUUAUAGAUAAUAAGGGUUUUGUUUGUUUGUUUGUUUUGGUAUCAUAAUUGUAUACAAUUUUGUAUCCAGCUUUUUUUUAAAUUAAAAUAUCAUUGAUAUACAAACAGAUAAUAAGUUUGUAAAUGGCUUACAUUUUUAGGACAAGCUGCCAUAUUUUAAGAACUUUUUUUUCUUAACUAAAUAAACCAAAUAAGACAUAAAAACCUAUGAUAUUCUUAAAUUUAUACCUAAACUCUGGGAGUUAUCUUUUUAGACGAAUUAUCUAUAAAACAUGUACAUAUAAUACUUAUAAAUCUGACCUGCAUAUUACAUUACCUUUAUAUAAAUGAUGAAAUAAAUGGGACCUAAAUAUUCUAAACACUAUAAGGUCUUCAAUAGGUUACAGCUUAUUACUUUGCAUUCUUUAGGUACCCAGAAGACUACUAUAUAUAUAGUAGAUGAUAAAUAUUUGCUAAAUGGUUUAAACCCAGAUUAACAAAAAGGAAAGUUUUCAAGGGCUUGGUCACUAUGAAUAUGGAAUUUUUUUUAAAAUGGAAGAGACUUUCAGUAUUUGUAAUUUUAAGAUAGCACUUCACAGCAGUAUCAAAUGAUAGAAGGGAAAAAGAGAUUCCUUUGUUUUUAAUCAAAAGAAUAAUUCUAUUUAUCUUUCAAAUGUUUCAUCAAUCUUAACAUCCUGUUCUUCAUCAACUAUUUACCAUACAUGCAGAGGUAAUAUGACGGUAUAUUUGAUGUUACAGAAUUUCACUGAUUUUGGUUAAUUAUUAUUCUUGCUCCCAAAAAGACUAAUAUGGAUAAAUUUCUGAGACAAAAUACAUGUGGUUUGUAUAUAUACAAAAUAGCUCAACUUUUUUGUUUGCAUUGCCUUAAACAAUAUUUAAGGUAAAAAGUCAAUGAAGAAUAAUUAUGUUAACCACUGCUACUUUCUAAAUUUUUGUGUCCCUCUAAAAUUCAUGUUGAAAUAUUAAUCCCCAAAAGGUAAUGGCAUUGGUAGGUGUGGUCUUCAGGUACUUAUUAGGUCAUGAAGGUAGAGCCCUCAUUAAUGAGGUUAGUGCUCUUAUAAAAGACCACACUGAGCUCCUCAGGCCCUUCCACCACAUGAGGAUACAGCAAAAUGGCACCACAUAUGAACCAGAAAGAGAGCCUUCACUAGAACAGAAUCAUGUUGUGCCUUGAUAUUGGACUUUCCAGCUUCUAAAAUGGUGAGCAGUAAGUUCCUGUUGUUAGUGAAAUACCCAGUCUACAGUUUUUUGUUAUAACAGCCCAAACAGACUAAGACAACCACAUCACAUCUACUUAUUAUCUUAAGCAUUACUGUCACUGCCACAAUUACCUUAUUACCAAAAAUGAAGUUACUCGGGUUUGUCUUUAGCCAUGUCUUACAUAAAGAUGCACAUAUGAUCUACAUCUAUGAUGUAGAUUACUAUUAGUUAUCAAUUAAUAAUGAAAUAAUGUAAAUAACUCAAAACUAAGCCCUUUGACGUAAGCCCUAAUGACUUAAAUCCUAUAACACUGGGGCUUAAAUCUCAUAAUUCAAAUUAGUUAAAAAGCACAGGUUAAAAUUACAAAUGGUAGAGAUGAAGACAUUGUUACCCAUCUUAGAUUUUAAACUCCUAAACAUGGAAAUUUUAUUUACCUAACAUAGGUAGUAAUUUUAUUUGUACAGGACUUGGGUAUUUAACAGUAAAUGAAGAUAAUAAAUGCAUAAACAAUAACACUUUUAUUUCAAAUAUCCAAAUUUUUAAAAUUAAAAUGCAAAAAGGAAAAAUUAUUAAGAAAACUUUAAGAAAAUAAAUGACUCAAGAGUAACUACCUAAUACAGCUCACUUACAAAUCUGUUUGAUCUCUAAAUGAGAUGGACUUACGCUUGUCUUUCAGUAAAUAUGAUAUCCAUACUUUGUGUUUCUUGAUCAUUUUGAGCUUUAAGCUGAAUAAAAAGUUAACACAUAAGUUAGUUAUAAAAAAUUAUCAUUAAGCUAUUUCUUUAAAGGUUGCGUUGGUUGUGAACUGAGAGAUUAUUAUAGUAAUCUUAAUGCAAUAUCCAAAGUUUAAAAAAUACUGUAUUUAUUUCAUUUAACAAAUCAUCAUACCAGAGAAAAAGAAACAGUCUUUUUCACAGGCAUUAUAAUCUCACACCAAAAACUCACUAGUGAUCUGUCAAAUAAUUCAAUGUAAGCUUAAUUUAUGUAAACAGAAUUUCAAGAAUUUAAUGGGUGUUGGAUAAUUGCUGAAGUUAGGCCCAACACAAACUUUACUCCUAAAUCAUUCAGGGUUUUACCUAAAUACUCCUACUUGACUCUACCUGUGCAUAUUCAACCUAGAAAUUGAACUGAUCCCAAAUAAUUGACAAAACACAAGACAUUUUUAUAUUUUACACAGAUCCUGUUUUCAGAAUUCCAGUUAGGAGAGUCAUUUUAUAAAUUCUACGCUUCACUGACUAGUUUUUGUGUAAAUUAUAAAGCUAUAUAAAAUUUGUAUAAAUAAAAUAUAAACUACA